AGAGACACAGCACAGAGAAAUACUACUGUUCUUCUUGAUUAUUUACAUGUGGACAUUCUCUGACCUCUUUAAAAAUACACAAUUUAAGGACAUCAGUAGCUUGUUAAUGAACAAAGAUGAAACCACUUGGGAGAACAGAGAACAGGAAAACUGACAGAAAGCUCCUCAAGCUACAGGUGGAGAGACUUCGGAGAGAGAGAAUGAACCACAGUCUGGAGAGCCUGAGAACCCUGCUGAUGCAGGGACCACUACAUCAUGGUGUGACUCAGCGUAGAGUGGAGAAAGCUGAGAUCCUGGAACACACUGUUCUCUUUCUCCAGAACACUGGAGAUGGGGACAGGAAGAAAGGAGAAGCUGGAGAAAAGCAACAUCCCUUCCAGGAUGGCUUCUCAGGCUGCCUGCAGAGAGCUGCACACUUCCUGGGGCAGGAAGAGGAGGGCCUACAGCUGCAGGCAGCACUGAACUCUACUUUCUCUACCCAUCUGAACAGCCAUGCCUGUAUGAACACCGAAGUCCCGGCUAAAGCCCACUCUUCCAACUCUCUGCCCAGCACAACGUGCCACCAGUCCUCACACCUGAUGAAGAUACAGGAGUCCCACUACAGACAACAGCUUUGUGAAGACUACAGGAGACAUCUGUCUCAUGCUCACAGAGCUCCACUCCGACAUGGAGAUCCCAAACCUCCCCAGCUGCCCCACAGACACGCUGACAAAGAAGCCCAAUCCCAGAACCUCCCAGGCAGCCAGUCUGUGUGGAGGCCUUGGCCUUGACCUAGCAGAGGAGCCUGAAUUGGGAUAUUGAACUGUAAAACAACUCUAAUAUCCUAUGAACUGAUAACCAGGAUGCCAGAUCCUUUGCUGCUGAGGUUGCUAUGGUGUUUAAAUGCAUACAGUGUUGUGAACACCGGACUCAGA
Messenger RNA from Oncorhynchus tshawytscha (Chinook salmon), 914 nucleotides. Its product is annotated as transcription factor HES-7.1-like. Gene Ontology annotation, biological process: regulation of transcription by RNA polymerase II; regulation of neurogenesis; anterior/posterior pattern specification. The transcript is spliced from 3 exons. NCBI's taxonomy places the organism in Eukaryota, Metazoa, Chordata, Actinopteri, Salmoniformes, Salmonidae. The record is from RefSeq and is a predicted model, not a curated record. Gene Ontology annotation, molecular function: RNA polymerase II cis-regulatory region sequence-specific DNA binding; protein dimerization activity; DNA-binding transcription factor activity, RNA polymerase II-specific. Bases 117 to 770 code for a protein of 217 amino acids. Gene Ontology annotation, cellular component: nucleus.